Molecule: messenger RNA, 177 nt
Organism: Apiotrichum porosum
Lineage: Eukaryota; Fungi; Basidiomycota; Tremellomycetes; Trichosporonales; Trichosporonaceae
Exons: 3
Coding region: 1-177 (58 amino acids)
Cellular component (GO): mitochondrial inner membrane
Source: RefSeq, a predicted model, not a curated record
AUGGCCGGCCCAGGAUUCCACCCCCACGCACCCUCGCUUCUCCACCGCGGUCUCGCAAAGACCCUCGGCGCAGGCAUGUGGUUCUUCAUCUUCUACCGCGCCAGGCAGGACGGCGCCGCUCUCCUUGGCCUCCGUCACCCCUGGGACCACGGAGACCACCACGACGAGCACCACUAG